Molecule: messenger RNA, 2045 nt
Organism: Cloeon dipterum
Lineage: Eukaryota; Metazoa; Arthropoda; Insecta; Ephemeroptera; Baetidae
Gene: Cog6
Product: conserved oligomeric Golgi complex subunit 6
Exons: 11
Coding region: 113-1999 (628 amino acids)
Biological process (GO): intra-Golgi vesicle-mediated transport
Cellular component (GO): COG complex
Source: RefSeq, a predicted model, not a curated record
AUUCAUACGUUUGCGAUUAAAUAUUGCUGCGACGUACGUGUAAAAUAUUUAACAAAAAGACAAAACUUAUUAGCAAAAAAAUUGUUCCCGUUCGAAAUUAACCUCCAGCAGAAUGGACGAAAAAACCGAAGAAGUGACUGGUUCCACCCAGCUUAACAAAAGGUUGAAAAAAAUCCUUGAUGUACGACUUGAGAAUGAUGUAGACACUCUAGAGGCCUUGAAAGAACUCUCAUCUUUCUACAAGGAAAACACAAUUCAGGGAAGAAGAAAUUUCGUCAGUCAGAUUGAAAAACAAAGUCUGUCAAUUAAUGAGGAUUUUUUAAGUGAACUGCGAAAGGUAAAGGAGUCUUUAGAUGGCAUUCGCAGUGAUGUCAUCUCAAUGAACGAUAUGGUUCAAGAGAUGAAAAGUAGCCUGCACAAUACGAAAACCAAAACACACAACCUGAUAGAGCAGACAACCAGAUUAAAGUCUGAGAGUCAAAAGUUGAGUCUACAAAAGGAAGUGGCUGGCGAAUUUUUGAAAACCUUCCAGUUGAAUGCCACAGAACAAGCUCACCUCCGCGGUGAUCAAGAAAAUACCAUUACAAAGGAUUUCUUCCCUGUUUUGGCCCGAGUCAACACUAUCCACCAGAACUGCAAAAUUCUGUUACAAGCAGGUCACCAAACUGCUGCCAUUGAAAUCAUGGAGCAAAUGGCACUUUACCAGGAAAUUGGCCUGGAGCGUCUUUAUCGGUGGACUCUGAAUAACUGCAAAAACAUCGAGUUGCCAGAUGUCAGUCUUCUCCUGGGUGACGCAAUGCUUUGGCUGUUAGAAAGACCUGUCCUCUUUCAAUACGUGUUGGACGAAUAUGCCACUGCAAGAAGAGCAGUUUUAGUUCGUGGAUUCCUAGACGCCUUGACCCUGGGAGGUCCAGGAGGCACGCCAAAGCCAAUCGAAAUGCAUGCCCACGACCCCCAACGCUAUGUCGGAGACAUGCUUGCAUGGCUGCAUCAAGCAAUACCUGUUGAGGCAGAAAAUUUGCAAUCCUUGCUGAAAAAAUGCGACCACUCACUAAUAGGUGCGCAGAUUCAGCAGGCAAUGACCAAUAUCACGGAAGGAGUGUGCCCACCUCUUCAAGUUAGGGUCGAGCAGAUUUUAACCAAUGACGCAGAGGCGACCGUUUUGUAUACAAUCACUAACCUGUUAAGGUUCUACCAAAAAGUCAUUCAAGAGGUUGUGAGUGGUGGCAGUCUCGACAAAAACUUGGAGGAGCUGCACUCAGCUAGUUUUGCAGCCUUCGUACGCACGCUGGAUGGCCAGGUGAGGCGCUUGAGUGACCGCAUUGAACCGCCUUCAAGUGAGCUUACCCCAGUCCUGGGCAUUACGAGGAUCAUGAGUCUCCUCAGGGACGUGUUGGCUGCAACUAGUGUGGCAGAGCAGAGGAAACAAGAUAUUUCUCAGAUUAUCUCCUGUAUUGUGGACCCAUUACUUCUGGUAGUGAAUGAGAGUGCAGUUCGGCUGACUUCCACAGACAUGGCAGUCUACAUGCUCAAUUGCAUUUACCAACUGCAGGCUACAUUAUCACUGUAUGAGUAUGUGGAGGACAGGUUGGAACGGUUACAGGCCCAAUCAGAAGCACAGAUUGACACUCUGACUUCGGAGCAAACAAGCUUUUUGGUUGCCAACCUUAGCCUCAGUCCUAUUUACACAAUCCUUCAAGAACAGGAUAGAAGUCACCUGAGCACAACUCCAGGAAUGGACCCUGCCUCGCUGAAGAAUUUCCUUUCAAAGCUUGACAGUUUCCUGAGCAUGCCAGACAUUCUCCUGCUGCCUCAGAUACGUCAGCUUCAGAGUUCAAACUACCGCAAAGUUGUGCAGAAACGCUCUUCAGAAGUGAUUGCUACCAUCUACAAGCAGCUAUAUGAAGCUGUCCACAAUCCAGCUAACUUGUAUCAAAAUCCUACCAUACUGAUGCCUCGAAAACCUGAGCAGGUUUUAGAGCUGCUAUCACCUCCAUGAAAAUUAUUAUCAACAAUAGAUAAAAAUUGUGAUCACUAUAUAAGCU